AUGUCCCGUAAUAGAGGUGAUGGAUUGCUUGCAAAGGUCGAUUUUCCUCUUUAUACGCUCGAAACCCUUACAAAUCGUCAUGUCCUCGUAGCGGGAGGUGGCGGAGCAUCAAAUACGGGUGUGGCGAAUGGAUUUGAGAUUUUCGAAUUAUCACACAAUGGGACUAAAUUCGUUGCCGAAGAGGUGAUGCGCCAUGAGACGGGCCCUAACGUAGUAAUGAAUUGCUCCAUACGCAAUGCUCAGGGGCGCACUUACCUUUGCGCUGGCCAAGAGAGCCACUGUCAGUUGUAUAGGGUGAAUGUCCGCAUGGUAGAUGCAGCUGAAAUGCGCCGUGGCAGUUUUCGAGCAGAAAAUGGAUUGGUACGUCGCCGAAGACGCACUGUUUCAGAGAAUGACAAUAUAUCCAAAACUGACAACAACAGCAAUACUUCAGAGAAGAGAAUAUCAUUUGAAAUAAGGCCUUGUGACAGUAUACAGACAGAUUUCGGAGACGACCCACUGCAAAGAGUAGUGAGGAUCAGUCACAAUGGCAAGAUGAUGGCGACUGGGGGAAUAGAUGGCAAGGUUCGGAUAUGGAGCUUUCCACAGAUGCAACUGCUUAUCCAAUUGGAAGGACACACAAAAGAGCUCGACGACCUGGACUUCAGCCCGUGCGACAGUCAGCUGGUGAGCAUCGCCAAGGACGGCCUGGCGCUGGUGUGGGGGCUGACGGGCACCGCCUCCCGCGAGCCCCUCCUCAAAAUCACUUGCCAACCGCCCAACGGCACCAAGUACCUGUUCCGGAGGUGCAGGUUCGGCGAGAGCUCGGAGCGGAUGUUCACGAUCGCGAACCCGAUGUCGCGCGCGGGCAGCGGCGCGGCGCGCGGGCUGCUGCAGCAGUGGGGCGGGGCGGAGGCGCGCAGGGGCGCCCUCCUGCCCGAGGCGCUCUCCGCGCUCGCCGUGCGCGACGACGGCCGCUUCGUCGCCGUCGGCACCAUGUAUAGCGGCUCCGUGCACCUCUACGUCGCAUUCAGCCUCCAGCGCGUGCUGUACGUGAAGCGCGCGCACGGCAUGUUCGUGACGGGGCUGGCGUUCCUGCCGGUGCGCGGCGCGGGCCCGCCCAUCGCCAGCCGCAGCGAGGCCGCGCUGCUCUCCAUCUCCGUGGACAACUGCCUCUACGUGCACAGCCUGCCAUACCCGCGUACCGUACCUGUUUGGGUUGCCAUCAUUCUUAUUGUUUUCGUAUUAUUCUGUACUUUUACUCUAUGCUCAUAUUUAGGUAUA
Messenger RNA from Iphiclides podalirius (scarce swallowtail), 1263 nucleotides. The record is from the annotation of a GenBank genome assembly. NCBI's taxonomy places the organism in Eukaryota, Metazoa, Arthropoda, Insecta, Lepidoptera, Papilionidae.